Oncorhynchus kisutch (coho salmon) is the source of this 2935-nucleotide messenger RNA. RefSeq names its product leucine carboxyl methyltransferase 1 (gene lcmt1). Gene Ontology annotation, cellular component: cytosol. Bases 409 to 1386 code for a protein of 325 amino acids. Lineage: Eukaryota; Metazoa; Chordata; Actinopteri; Salmoniformes; Salmonidae. The transcript has 11 exons. The record is from RefSeq and is a predicted model, not a curated record. Gene Ontology annotation, biological process: C-terminal protein methylation. Gene Ontology annotation, molecular function: protein C-terminal leucine carboxyl O-methyltransferase activity.
AGGUGGCGGUAAUGCAACAUUUAUAGGAUGCCAACCGCUCUUAAACCUCAUCGAAGAAGAAGACAUACAUUGUAGGCACCGGAUGUUGAAGACUGCCAAGCUCCUUCAGCUGAGCAGUGGUAGCUAAAUAAUGCCAAUUUAACAGAAUUUCUUGCACAUGUUAUGUGACUGUAGUUAAAUUAUUUAACUGCUUCUUAUAUCAAUUCGUCCAUCUACUAUAGAGUUUCACCAACCGGCUGGUCAAGUUGUUUUGCCUGGCUUCAAAGCUACGGUCAAAGUUAUACAGUGUUAGCAACUAGCUAACGUUAGCCACAUUGGAACAGCUGAUACAUUUGGUGUUGCAGAGAAUACCGUUUUCUUUUUAAAUAUCAAAAACAGGGACUUUUGUAUGAGGUGUGAAACUGUUAGAUGGCUGCCCGACAACCCUUCACAGAUUUAGACACUGCCGACGAAGCAGUGAGGUCGACUUGUGACGAUGCAACGACAUGCAAAAGAUAUGCAACCAGUAAAGGCUACUGGACGGACCCCUAUGUCCAGUAUUUUGUGAGGUCAGUAGGGGAACGAAAAGCUCCAGAAAUUAACCGAGGUUACUAUGCCCGCGUGCAGGGAAUGAACCACCUCCUGGAUGCCUUCCUCAGGAAAACAAAGUGUGACUGUCAGAUAGUGAACCUGGGGGCAGGGCUGGACACCACUUUCUGGAGGCUAAAGGAUGAAAACCUCAUGCCUAGAAAAUACUUUGAAGUUGACUUUCCAAUGAUUGCUGCCAGGAAAAUACACAACAUAAAGACAAAACCACCACUGUCAAAACCUCUCAUUGAGACCCACUCCACAGACUCACUAUUACUAGAUGGCCACAGCCUAGACUCAGACAGGUACUGCAUCAUCGGUGCUGACCUCAGGGACAUCCCAGGCCUAGAUGACAAACUGAAGAAGUUCCACCUCAACCCAGAGUUGCCUACGUUGUUCCUGUCAGAGUGUGUGCUGGUCUACAUGACUCCAGAUCAGUCAUCCAAGCUGGUGAACUGGGCCUCAGUCACCUUCCACACAGCCAUGUUUGUCAACUAUGAGCAGGUGAACAUGCUGGAUCGUUUUGGCCAGGUGAUGAUUGAGAAUCUUCAGCGUCGUCAGUGUAAUCUGGCUGGAGUGGAGGUGUGUCAGUCACUGGAAACGCAGAAAGAGCGCUUCCUAAAGACGGGCUGGGAGAAUGCAGAUGCUCUGGACAUGAUGACUGUGUACAGUGUUAUACCUCAGGACGACGUGGCAAGAAUAGAGCGUCUGGAAUUUCUGGAUGAGAAGGAACUUCUGCAGCAGCUCCUCCAACAUUAUAGUAUCUGCUGGGCCACCAAGGACAAGCUCAAGCUAGGACUCUCACAAGUUGCUUUCUGAACCUGGACUGUGGACCGACUGUCUUAAGCCUGUUUCUCUGUGAUCAACACCACCAUGUAAGGAAGAAGGAACCCGUUAACAUCAGACUCCAGUCCUGUCUGUCUUUGCUUCAAAUAAAGUCUGGGAAACUUCUGGCAUCAGCAGAAUUCUACUUAAUGUGUUUCCUUUGCAUCCCAUAAGUGCACCCACUGCCUCCCAGCAUGUUUUUGGGAAAGAAAAGAGAAGUUUGUGCUGGAAGUGUGAUAUGAAUGACAAGACAUUGGAAAGGACCGUAUCCCUAGACUUCAUUUCAUUGUUUGUAAUGUACCUUCAGACAACAUUGAGAAGGUUUUCUGGAUGUUGGAGAAAGUACAAGCCAGGUACCGGUCAAGUUUUUAAUGUGCCAUUGUGUUGUGAACUAAAAAGUCUAUGUAUUAUUAAGACUCUAAAAAUGUAUUGCCAAGACCGAUAGUGUCUUACGAAUAGAAAUGUAAAGUUAAUACAUUGAAUGCACUUAAAGAUUUCUUUGAUUCAAUUAGGAAAUUGCUGGAUUUAAGGUAGCAAUAGAUACAUUUGCAUGUAACAAGGAUUCUAGUCAAAGAAAUAGGAGUGGCAUUUUCAAUCAGAGCAAACACAUUUCAAGAUCUUGCAGGUGAUACAACAGUACCAAUGACACGACAAUGCAGGUCUAGAGGUUGAAUAAAGCUGUUAAUAUUUGUGUUUGAAAACCUGACCUCCAUUUCAUUACCUAUGGUCAACAGACUACAUUAGAUGCCAUGAAAGUCGAUGUCAUUUCCACAUGGAAGACACAUUGAAUAGUUUGUUACCCUCUGAGACCCUUAUGUCCUUCUGGUCAGAUCCUAUGUUUUACAGAGAAACAUUAACCCAAUAUGACCUUGUGUACAGUGUUGUAUGGAUACAGAUAGCAGCACUAGAGCACUGAAGACAGUGAUGUUAGAGAGAUGUUUAUAACACAUAUACAGUGUCUAGUUAGUCUACACACCCCUUGCACAGUCUUCACAUUUUGCUGCCUUAAAACUUAACCCCAAAAAUGGAUUCAAUUACUUUUUUCCCUACCAAUGUACUCAACCUACAAAUUAUAGAACAUUUUCCAAAUUACUUGUAAAUAAAUAAAAAUUAGUGUGACAUACAGUGGGGUUUGAACAUUUUUACACCCUUCAUAGAGAUGAGCAAUAAUCGCUGCAUAAAAUAUUUCAAAUAUUGAGCUUUAUUGAAUGCUCAUAAUAUUGGGAAAUUGUUUUAUACUAAUAUAAUUGCUCAGAGAAAGAGAUUUUGUUUGACAAGUUAUAUAUUUUUUCCUCAAAGGUAGAGGGUCAAAAUGAUUGACACCCCUAAAGAGUCUUAUAAAGUAGUUAUAGUUCAGUAUUUGGUCCCAUAUUCCUAUCACACAACAACUACAAGCUUGUGACUACAAACUUGGAUGCAUUUGCAGUUAUGGUUUUUCAUCUUAUUUUGUGCCCAAUAUAAAUAAAUGUUAAGUCAUUUGUGUCACUUUUUUAUAAAUAAGAAUAGGAUAUGUUUCUAAACACAAUGUGGAUGCUACCAUGAU